UAUAUUCCAUGUUGUCGGCAUUAGUCUGCUCGUAAAUCUUAUUUAUUAUUUAGAAGUUUGUGGAACCAUUUUACUGCUAGCGAGAUGUCUAAGCGUCGCAUCGAAGUUGGUGAAACGUAUGGAUUCAAACUAAAAAAGGAAACAACGGCUUCGACUUCAGCUUCCGCCGCUGGUUCCAUGGCACCUAUUGCGGGGGGAUUCGUUCCAAAUAAACAGCCACCAACUAUUAAUCCGUACACGAUGAAGCCGUACUCUCAGCGUUAUCAAAACUUGUACAAGAAACGCAUUACCUUACCGGUGUUUGAGUACCAAGCAGAUUUUAUGCGUUUACUUAAUCAGCAUCAAUGCAUUGUGUUGGUAGGUGAAACGGGCUCAGGCAAGACAACACAAAUACCACAGUGGUGUGUGGAGUUUGCCGUGUCUAUUGGACGUAAAGGUGUUUCCUGCACACAGCCCCGACGCGUGGCCGCUAUGUCUGUGGCGCAGCGCGUAUCUGAGGAAAUGGAUGUAAAUCUUGGUGAAGAGGUAGGGUACUCCAUACGUUUCGAAGACUGCUCUUCGCCGAAAACGGUGUUGAAAUAUAUGACGGACGGUAUGUUGUUGCGUGAAGCCAUGUCCGAUCCGAUGUUAGAACAGUAUCAAGUUAUACUACUCGAUGAAGCGCAUGAACGUACGUUAGCAACAGAUAUACUUAUGGGCGUUCUAAAAGAAGUCAUACGCCAACGCAAUGACUUAAAAUUAGUCGUGAUGUCUGCGACACUUGAUGCAGGAAAAUUUCAGCAGUAUUUUGACAAUGCGCCGCUUAUGAAUGUACCGGGUCGUACUCAUCCCGUAGAGAUUUUCUAUACACCAGAGCCAGAACGGGAUUACUUAGAGGCUGCUAUACGUACGGUUAUACAAAUACAUAUGUGUGAGGACAUUGAGGGUGAUAUACUUAUGUUUCUUACUGGUCAAGAGGAGAUCGAGGAAGCCUGUAAGCGUAUUAAGCGUGAAAUUGAUAAUCUUGGCUCCGAAAUUGGCGAACUUAAAUGCAUACCUCUGUACUCGACGCUCCCUCCAAAUCUACAACAACGUAUUUUUGAAACAGCUCCACCGCCAAGUGCAAAUGGAGCCAUUGGUCGUAAGGUUGUCGUGUCUACCAACAUUGCUGAGACUUCAUUAACCAUAGAUGGGGUCGUAUUUGUUAUUGAUCCGGGCUUUGCCAAGCAAAAAGUAUACAAUCCGCGCAUACGCGUGGAAAGUUUACUCGUCUCACCAAUUUCGAAAGCCUCUGCACAGCAGCGUGCUGGACGUGCGGGCCGAACGCGACCUGGUAAAUGUUUCCGUUUGUAUACUGAAAAGGCUUUUAAAAACGAAAUGCAGGAUAAUACUUAUCCGGAAAUAUUACGUUCAAAUCUAGGCACAGUAGUGUUACAGUUGAAAAAACUUGGUAUCGACGAUUUAGUACAUUUUGACUUCAUGGACCCACCUGCACCUGAAACGCUGAUGCGUGCCCUUGAGCUGCUAAACUAUUUGGCCGCUCUCGAUGAUGAUGGUAAUUUAACAGACUUGGGUGCUGUUAUGUCAGAGUUCCCACUGGAUCCGCAGUUGGCUAAGAUGCUGAUAGCAAGCUGCCAACACAAUUGCUCCAACGAGAUACUCUCGAUCACGGCUAUGUUGUCGGUGCCACAAUGUUUCGUGCGACCCAAUGAGGCCAAGAAAGCAGCCGACGAGGCAAAGAUGCGGUUCGCGCACAUAGAUGGGGACCACCUUACGUUGCUGAAUGUAUAUCACGCCUUUAAACAGAGCAGUGAGGAUCCCAACUGGUGCUAUGAAAACUUCAUCAAUUUUCGUUCCCUGAAGAGUGCCGACAAUGUGCGUCAGCAGCUUGCACGUAUUAUGGACCGUUUUAGUUUGAAACGAACCAGCACCGAGUUUACAUCAAAAGAUUACUAUGUCAAUAUCCGCAAAGCCCUUGUUCAGGGAUUUUUUAUGCAGGCGGCACACUUGGAGCGUACAGGCCACUACUUGACCAUUAAAGAUAAUCAAAAUGUACAACUUCAUCCGUCAACAUGUUUGGAUCAUAAGCCUGAUUGGGUAAUAUACAAUGAGUUUGUGCUUACUACCAAAAAUUAUAUACGUACUGUGACGGAUGUGAAGCCUGAAUGGUUGCUCAGUUUGGCACCACAGUACUAUGACUUAAACAACUUCCCACAAUGCGAGGCCAAACGCCAAUUGGAGCUUUUGCAGCAGCGAAUGGAGUCUAAACAGUACCAAAAGGGAUUUUGAAAUGGUACACAUUUUUUGCUAGUUUAAAAAUAUCGAUAAACUGAACCAUGAAAAUUCCCUACUCAGAAUUUGAUUUUCAGCUAAUAUUUGUGUUACAGACAACCACUUUUAAGCUAUUUACUAGUUGGUAGGUAAUAAAAUGUAUUUUUUGUAUAAGUAAAUUCAAUGGGGGUACUUGUA
Molecule: messenger RNA, 2448 nt
Organism: Scaptodrosophila lebanonensis
Lineage: Eukaryota; Metazoa; Arthropoda; Insecta; Diptera; Drosophilidae
Gene: Dhx15
Product: putative pre-mRNA-splicing factor ATP-dependent RNA helicase PRP1
Exons: 7
Coding region: 85-2268 (727 amino acids)
Cellular component (GO): spliceosomal complex; intracellular anatomical structure
Molecular function (GO): RNA binding; ATP binding; RNA helicase activity
Source: RefSeq, a predicted model, not a curated record